AUGAGUGACAGAGAGCGAAGUGAAAGUCGAAGCGGGUCUAAUCAUAGCGGUGUUAAUAAUUCAAAGGACGAAAAAAAGUCUAAAUCGAAGAGUAGAGAGCCUUCCAAAUCAAAUCAUAAAUCGCGCCGGACUCGCUCAAGGUCAGUUAUCGACACGGAUUCUAAAAGUAGAGCCAAUGUGCUAGCAAAUUGGUGGUCUUUAUUUUUCAACUUAAGUUCAUAUAACAGCCAUUUUAAAAGACCCAUUUCUAAUAGAUCUCCAAGGAAGAUGUCAUAUAAAGGAUCACGAUAUAGGUCUCGCAGUCGAUCUCCCCGGAGGCGAUCGCGUCGGACAUAUUCAAGAAGUAGAUCCAGGUCUUAUUCUCCUCGCAGUAAACGUGACCGUCGUUCAAGCUCUCACAGUCCAAUGAGUUCUAGAAGAAGACAUUUAGGAAGUCGAGAAAAUCCUCAACCAUGUCGUUGCCUUGGAGUCUUUGGAUUAAGUGUUUAUACAACAGAACAAGAACUUCACCAUAUUUUUUCAAAAUAUGGACCAGUUGAAAGAGUUCAAGUGGUUAUCGAUGCCAAGCUAAAGAGCAAUGCAGCGGAAUGGAAUUUGAUGGCAGGCAUAUUAGAGUCGAUUAUUCUAUUACACAAAGGGCACACACACCUACUCCUGGAAUAUACAUGGGAAAGCCAACUUAGUAGAGACAGAGAUUACGGUGGAAGAGGUGGAUGGGAUAGAAGAGAUCGUGAUGAUUACUAUGGAGGUUAUAGAAGCAGUUAUAGAAGAUCCCCAUCACCUUACUAUAGAAGAAGUAGACGUUACGAUCGAUCUAGAUCUCGUUCUUAUUCUCCUCAACAAUUUUGUUCAGCCGAAAACAAAGAACAAUAA
Molecule: messenger RNA, 873 nt
Organism: Pediculus humanus corporis (human body louse)
Lineage: Eukaryota; Metazoa; Arthropoda; Insecta; Psocodea; Pediculidae
Product: Nuclear cap-binding protein subunit, putative
Exons: 6
Coding region: 1-873 (290 amino acids)
Molecular function (GO): RNA binding
Source: RefSeq, a predicted model, not a curated record